Messenger RNA from Octopus sinensis (East Asian common octopus), 1135 nucleotides. Its product is annotated as cytochrome P450 2B10-like. Gene Ontology annotation, molecular function: oxidoreductase activity, acting on paired donors, with incorporation or reduction of molecular oxygen, reduced flavin or flavoprotein as one donor, and incorporation of one atom of oxygen; iron ion binding; heme binding. Gene Ontology annotation, biological process: xenobiotic metabolic process. The record is from RefSeq and is a predicted model, not a curated record. The transcript is spliced from 5 exons. Bases 59 to 1120 code for a protein of 353 amino acids. Gene Ontology annotation, cellular component: intracellular membrane-bounded organelle; cytoplasm. NCBI's taxonomy places the organism in Eukaryota, Metazoa, Mollusca, Cephalopoda, Octopoda, Octopodidae.
UGAGAAAAACAUAAUCAGUUGUACUUAAGACAACAUUAUUGCAACAAUAACCGCUACUAUGGAUUUUUCAGCAUUACUUUUUACAGAGAAUGUUAGUGUCCAAAGUUUGUUAUUUGGAUUAGUCAUUUUACUGAUUAUACGAUGGUUUAUGACACCACCAAAAUCUAACUACAAUUUACCACCGGGUCCUAGAGCUCUUCCAAUAAUUGGAAAUCUACUUCAGGUUCUUUCCAUUACCGAUUUUUAUUCAAUGUUGAAAGAGCUAAAAAAACAAUAUGGCGAUAUUUUUAAACUCAAAAUUGGUCCAUAUAACUACGUGUUUGUAUGUAAAACUGAAACGAUUUUGGAAGGACUAGUAAAAAAAGGACAACAUCUGAAUGGAAGGAGUUCACUCUAUGCUUUAGAUAAAGUAUUCCGAAACAAAGGUAUCGUUUUUAGUUCUGGAAAACAAUGGAAAGACCAGAGAAAGUUUACCAUGUCAGCACUUCGGGAACUAGGAGUAGGCAAAAAAGUUCUGGAAGAAAAGAUAUCUUUAGAAACCCAGAGAUUAGGCGAAGCUUUUCAAUCUCAAAAUGGUAAACCGUUCUCCUUGAAUAAACAGUUGCCACUCUUCACUUCGAGUGUCAUAUACAAUAUCAUAUUUGGUAAAAGGAUCAAAUACAGUGAUUCUGAGUUUCAGGAGAUCGUUCAACAUUUUCAAGAUGUGUUCAAAUAUAUUGGUGUAUUUGUACCAGAAAAUUUCUUUCCAUUCAUCAGAUUUUUUCGGUGGAAUUCUUCCAUAGAAAAGGUUAUAAGGAAGCAGGAGAAGGUCCGAAGUUACGUAAAAAAUAAAAUCAUAGAACAUAAAGAAACGUUUAAUGCUGAAAACAUAAGAGAUUUCAUUGAUAUGUAUUUGCUGACGCUUGAGAAGGAACCAAACAGUGAAACGUUAACUGAUGAGAAUUUGUUCCACACAAUUUGCGAUUUAUUUCUGGCUGGAACCGACACAACUUCUAGCCAUCUUACCUGGGCUUUUGUCUGUAUGGCCAAAUACACGGAUGUACAGGAGAAGUGUCGAGAAGAAAUUGUACAGGUAAAUUAUUUAUAUAUUUGUCCUCUUUUAAUAGUUAAUAGAGUUUGAGAAGAUAGAUUAAUU